AUGGAAGAAGAUAAAUUUGCUUUAGUGGAAAAAAUCAUAAAGGACGUACACAAUGUUUUGUCCAAAAUAGCUGAGUUAUAUGCCUUCGAUGUCGUUCCUAUGGAUAUUAAUUUUCAAAACAAGUCUCCUGUAUUACAUUUAGAAAAUUGUUUGGGUCUAGAAUCAUGGUGUGUAAAGCAUGUGUAUAUGUAUUGUUAUUCAGAGCUCAUGGAUAAAUAUUGUAUUAUGACUAAACGAAAGUUAAAAAAGAUCUCGAGUAUAGAUUGUGAUCGCCUAAUAAGAUUAAUGAAUAUUACUUUAUUGCUUAACCCUGAGAUCAAUUCUUUAUGGAAUAAGAGACGUGAUAUGGUACUAGAUCUUAUCUUAGAUAAGUCUGUCGAGUUACAUUUUACAAGACUUAUUUUAUCAAGAAAACCUAAAUGUAAUGAAGUAUUUGCAUACAGAAGAUGGAUCUUAGAAAAUAUAUUUCAAGAUGAAAAUGUACAAAUCAACAAUAUUGAAAGUCUUAUUAAUGAUGAGUUCAUCAUUUGUGACUUGGCAUCAGAUAAAAGUCCUAAUAAUUAUCAUAGUUGGAAUCAUCGGAUGUGGGUGUUAAAUAUGAUGAAUGUAAGAAGAGCAGAAAUAGACUUAAAUGCUUUAUACAUAAAAGAAUAUCAUUUUUCAGAAAAAUGGACUUCUAAGCACGUUUCAGAUUAUAGCUGUUUUCAUUACCAUCAAUUUUGUAUAAAAAAUAUUUAUAAUCUAUCUAAUAAUUCAUGGACAACUUUAGAAAACACACUAAAUAUUAAUCUUAGGAAAAUUUUUGUCAACAUUUUGGCUUCAAAUCUUCCUAAGGAUAUGACAAUUCAAGCAUCAGAAGAAAAUUUGAUCUCUUACACGUCUGAAAAUCUAAUGAACUUUUUACUUGCAUAUUCAAAUAAAACCUGUAAUUGUUCUGUUGAUUACGUUCAAUUAUGUAUGAAAUUACAAAUAUUAUUCCAUGCACUUGUAUCUAACAAUGAGCUGAUACAAUUCUAUAAAUACCAUGAGACAUUGUGGUACCACCGAAGGUUUGUUUUACAUGAAAUUAUUGCUAUCAUGUAUGAUCAUUUUGGUCUUGUGAGACAUAAUGGUGCGCUAAUAAAGAAAAGUUGUAAAAAUUGCAAUUACGAUGAAUUAAGACAAAAGCAAGCUAAAAUUGGUAGAUAUGAUAGUAAUCGUAUUUACUCCAGUGUACUGUUCAAUAUUAUUGUAUCACAUGAAAAGAAAUUCAUUGAAGAAAGAAGGAAAGAUGGCGAUAAUUAUGCAGACCGACAUGAAAAAUAUUUAAAAUUUGUCGAAGGCCUCAAUAAUGUUAUG
Messenger RNA from Brenthis ino (lesser marbled fritillary), 1338 nucleotides. The record is from the annotation of a GenBank genome assembly. Lineage: Eukaryota; Metazoa; Arthropoda; Insecta; Lepidoptera; Nymphalidae.